This is a messenger RNA of Xyrichtys novacula (pearly razorfish), 17876 nucleotides long. The record is from the annotation of a GenBank genome assembly. NCBI's taxonomy places the organism in Eukaryota, Metazoa, Chordata, Actinopteri, Labriformes, Labridae.
AGACCUUUGUGCGGCUGCGCAGUGAGGAGGCCUCAUACGAGAUACUUGUCAGGUUUGGACUGUUGGAGGUUACACAACACGACCAACAGCAUACUUCUUUUUUAAUAAAUACAGUUUUUCAGUUUAAACCAUGAAUCCCGAUAUUCUGAAAGAGCGGAAAAGUGCCUCUUUUGACGUGGAGACGCUGACCAAUGUAUUAGACGGAGGCCCUGAAAAAACAAGAAGAAGGCGAGAAAUCGGUGAGUUGGAAUUGUGUACUCGUUUUACUCUCUCAUCUCAAACUUUGACCGAUGAUACUCAUACUAAUGAUGUUCCGUAUGAAGAGAGUGUCGCACCAAAGCAGCAAACUCGAUCAUGCAUUCAUCGGCUGUUUGCUAUUGUGUUGGUAUCAUCUUACCUCGGGCUGUUAGCUGUGUAAAGGUGAAGUCGUUCUGACCGGCUCCAUGUUCAGAGUUCAUUUGUUAAAGUAUCUCACUGCAAGUUCACCAAACUAUGAAAGAGACAACCUUAUAUCUCAAUUAAAUAAUUACAAACUUACAUAGAGUUUGCAGGUGCAAUGCAAUGAAAUUAUACUUUCUUUAGCAGCAUCAUAAAAGUCCAGUUCUUAAAACCAUGCAUGCAAAAGAUAUGGAAAUAUAUUUAUACCCACAUAUACUGGACCACUGUGCUCCAGUAUACCUUUUGGACUAUAGAGGUCCAAAUAGGUAAUUUUGAGGCUUUGGUGCCACAAUGAAGCUCUGCAAGGUUCAAGACACGGAGUCUAAAUGAUUAUAUAAUGAUUUUACAAUCAUGUUUGUAUAAAUGUGCAUUGAUGAAGUCACCUUACUCUAAUAGGAUCACUUUAGAAUAGAAUAGAAUAGAAUAGAAUAUUCCUUUAUUGAUCCCCCAUGGGGGAAAUUUUUUUGUCACAGCAGCAUCACAGACAAAGAGUGCACAAAUGCAGUUAUAAAAAUAAAGAUCCUAAUAUUAAGAAUUUAAAUAAAUGUAAUAAUUAAGAAAAAAUUAGAAAAAGGAAGAAGGGAGAAGAAAAAUUAAACUAUCUACAAUAUACACAGUUGAUAUGCCAGAAAAAAGUGGUGGUGUAAAUCCAGUUAUUAUUACAGUUCGUUGUACAGUCUUAUUGCAGAGGGGAGAUAUGACCUGCGUCCUCCACAAAUAUGCGCUACCGCAGCAUAUUUGUGGAGGACAUAUUACUCUUGCUAGCAUCUUGUGACGAUUGACUCAUUGCAAAUUUACAGCAUCAUAUCGCAGUGAUAUCUGACUGAGUCUUACUGAAUAUAUCAGGGUCACAUUUGAAGGCCCUUAGAUUAAAUGUUCAGAAUUGAAUGAAUGAUUUAUUUAUUUCAGUAUAAUAUGACCGUAAGGGUGUAGGCAGAAGCAAUGCUUAUAAAGACCUACCCCUUAUACCUUACAUCGAGUACAUUAUACAGAUACACUUUUUAUACAAAUAUCAACACUUCAAUACAUAUUCACUAUUCAAAUCAGAUAGUGUAAUGAACAUGCUUUACACUUUACAUUAAUAAUCAUACAUCAUUUUCUCUACAAUAUUGAGAAGUAACAUAAAUCUUGUAAAGUCUCUUUAAGCUUACCAGAGUACUACAUUUUCUAAUUUCUACCGGACAGUUGUUCCAUAUUUUCACUCCUUUUACAGACACACAAAAAUAUAAAAAUAAAGAUCCUAAUAUUAAGAACUUAAAUAAAUGUAAUAAUUAAGAAAAAAAAUAGAAAAAGGGAGAAGAAAAAUAAAACUAUCUUCAAUAUACACAAUUUAAAGCCAGAAAAAAGUGGUGGUGUAAAUCCAGUUAUUAUUACAGUUCGUUGUAAAGUCUUAUUGCAGAGGGAAGUGACCAUGCGCUACCGCAGCAUAUUUGUGGAGGACAUAUUACUCUUGCUAGCAUCUUGUGAUGAUUGACUCAUUGCAAAUUUACAACAUCAUAUCACAGUGAUGUCUGACUGAGUCUUACUGAAUAUAUCAGGGUCACAUUUGAAGGCCCUUAGAUUAAAUGUUCAGAAUUGAAUGAAUGAUUUAUUUAUUUCAGUAUAAUAUGACCGUAAGGGUGUAGGCAGAAGCAAUGCUUAUAAAGACCUACCCCUUAUACCUUACAUCGAGUACAUUACAGAUACACUCUUUUAAUAGAUAUGGAUGAGAGACCCAGUAAAUUUAAAUACAUGUUUUACACUAGGGAUGCGCUGAUCCGCUUUUUUCACCACCUAUACCAAUACAGAUAUCUACAGUUUAGUAUCGGCCAAUACUGAUCCAAUUCUGAUACAGAAAAGCCACGCUGAAUUACCUUUGUUGUUACCUUAAGUUUUACCACUGCCCCAUGGAACGUUUACUGCACAGGUAUUGCAAGUGGCCGUUGAGCUUGUAGGCUGAGGUAUUGUGAUAAAGUUCAAGAUAGCAGAACCCUUUGCUCGCUCCAUUUUAAAAACAAUAUGGGCAUCCACUCAGCGUGUUUACUCUUGGAUGCCACUUAGGGCGCAUAGCAUAGAGUUACACUAACUAGAUCGGCCCCUAUGCAUCAGGCCCAUUGUCACAAUACCCGAUUUAGAGUUUUCUUCAGUAUCGGGACCAAUACUGAUAGAUAGGUGAAUCCCUAUUUUACACAGGAAUACACAAACUUGAAAAUGUCAAGCGAAUCAUACAUCAUAUAAAGGUCUUGACUCAGCCUCUGGCUGUUCAUAGGCAGUUGUUUGUUAACUCUAACUCUCUCCUCUGCAGAGUCGAUGGUUCUCAAUGAUCCAGACUUUCAGGAGGAGGAUCCAAGCUUCCUGUCCCGCAGUGAGCGCUAUGACCAGGCUGUCAGGAAAAGUGCCCAGAUGAUCCAGAAGCUCAGAGAGUACGGUAUCGCGGACCCUGAGGAGAUCUACCACUAUAAAAAGUAUGUGGUAAAGGAGAUGGCGUGCAGACGAAAGUCAUACUGCAUAUCCAGAAUGAUAAAUGUGUUUGAAGGGCUUAUAGAGAGAGCAGCUGAGACUCAGUCAAAUCCACCCUUAAAAAAUCCAGAGGAAAAGGGAGACAAGCUGUUUUUUUUAAACUUUGUUUUGUUAAAGAAAAAAGUUCCCAAGUAGCACAACUUUGACCUUUGACAGAGUUUUGUCAAACCUGAGCAAGGUAAUUUGAAAAAACAACAACUGUACAUUAUAUAACAUUAUCAUACAAUUGUUAUAUAAUCCACUAAUUAUACAGUUUUUUGUUCUUUUUCUGUCUUAAGGAGUUAAGUUAUUUACUUACUUACAUUUCUGUUGAGAUAACGCACAAUAAGUAUAAGACUACAAGUUUAGAAAUAUUAAAGCAGACUUUCAUGGAGUUUACUCUUGUAUUUGCUGAUUCUAGGAGUUUUAUAUAAAGUAAUCUACCAUGACCUCUGUUGGAUAUGAUAAGAGGAAAUUUGCAUUGUCAGCAAGAUCAUGUGUAAUGUUGAAGAAUUGAAUGCCUGCACUUGAAUGACCGCAACCAAACACUAUGUCUGGUUAUUCUUUAACUGACGUGCAAUUUACAAACGUUUUUUUAUUGUUAAAGUAGGAAUAUAAACAGAGAGGUAACAGUAGUCUUGAUUUUAAGUCAAAAAGGAUUAAUUUGUAAUCUGUAAUAUGAAUAAUUUUAGAAUAAUUCAGCCUUUCUACACAACUGGGACAAACACAGUGUACCUUUUAUUUUUUUAAAGAAGUUAAUCUCAUAAGUGUCACUCUUAUCCUGUUGCUCUAUCAGACAAGUUAACAAACGGAUGGUUUAGAUAUAUCUGGUUAUAGAACAACAGUCAGAGCAGUUUGAGGCCCAGAGCCAAACAAAGUCAGGGGGGGACAAAGUUCAGCAAAGUGUGUCAGAGGGUAUGCAGUAAUCUAGAUGAAAAAAAAAAAGCUUUUUACGAGGCAUGUAGAUGAAAUUACAUUGUUUCCAAGAUCAGACAGGUGUUGGUUAAAUUUAAGGACAGUUAUUUUUGACUAAACAUGUUCCUAAAACUUCUCAACACUCUAAGACACACAAUAAAACAGUGUUUACUUUUUGCUUAACUCCAGGUCAAGAACAGUUGGGGGUGCUCUGCAAAAUAAUAAUAAAACGUACUGUAUUUUGAUUUUUGUAAACCAUUUGAAGCCUAUAUUUAAUUGUAAAAAGUGCAAAGAAAACAUAAGACUCUAGCAGUUUGAUUCUUGCCUACUAAGUGAGAGACUGCAUGAGCCAAUUGUUCAACCAAACAGUGUUUUUCAAUGUGGGGAUGCAGAGAUUUUCAGAGUUUUUACAUCUAUACUACAUAAAACUUUUAAAAGAUUCAGAGAGUCUGAGGAGAUUUGAAAAAGGACAAGGCAGAAAACCAUUUUUAUUGAACGAAGAAAAGGAAACCAUCUAUAGAUAUGAACAAGACAUGCUAGUGACUUCUUGUUGUUUAGUUUGUUUAAGAAUAGCCGAGGUAAAGUGGGAAACUAUCCUGUUAUCUUGCUAGACUGCCAUAAUUUAUCAUACAGGGAAAACGCCCAGGCUGUCAUUACAGUUUUAAAACUAGCAUUCUUGAUGUUAUUGAGAUGCCAUCAAUGCCGAACAACAGAACCAGAUUUAGGAGCAACAGCUGAUGCCAACCAGCAAAUGCCUUUCCAGUGAAGACCUUGCAUGUACCAGCAAGACAAUGCCAAACCCCAUUCUGCACAUGUUACAACAGCAUGGCUCUGUGGUAAAAGAGUCUGGGUGCUAAACUGCCCUGUCUGUGGUCCCCACUUUUCAACCAUUUAAACUUUUGCCACAUUAUGAAAUUGAGACCCCAAAGUUUUGGGUAAAUUGAGUUAGAAUUGACAAUAUCAGACAUUCAAAACUCAGGAAGCUGGUGUCCUUGAGCCCCAAAAGUUCGCUCAGCGUUGUUAGGAGAACAGAUGAUGUAAGACAAUGUUAAACAUGACCCUGUCCCAACAAAGAGUGUGCGUAGAUUUUUCAAAAACAUAACCCUUUUUUCAGUUUUAACAUCUGGUAUGUGAUUUCAAGUUUAAAUAUAUUAUACAUAUUAUACAUACUUCAAAUUUGUUCUUCAUUGAGGUUAUACUUUGCUGACCCUGUGGAUGAGUGAUGUAGGAAUGAAGGAUCCAUGUCUAAGGAGAAAUCAGAAAAGUUAACGAGGCACAAGCCUAAAAUGAUUAACAAAGAGGCUUAACUGAAGAAUGUUUUUCCUUUCAUGAAACAUUUAGAUUUUAGAAAAUGAUGUCAGAGCAAGAAACUGAGUUUAUCUGAAGCAUACAGUAAAGCCAUGAGAAUCACAUUGUCUGUUAGAGCUUGAAUACUAAGUCAGCAGUUACACAAUUCACCAAACUUUGAGCAGUCUGAUCUGAAGUUGUGUUUGCUAUGCUUUACAUCCACCUAGAAUGGUUAAGGUACACGGUCGUGAGGCCCUGGAGUUACACUACGGCAUGUUCCUCGUAACCCUGUACAGCCAGUGUGAACCUGAGCAGGCCAGGAAGUGGUUACCUCUGGCAGAGUCCCUCAAGGUCAUGGGCACGUACGCCCAAACUGAGUUGGGUCACGGUCAGUCCUGGACUUAGCCCUCAACCAAUUUACUUGCUUUUUAUGUAAGGUCCUCAGACACAACUUCACCAUGUUGGCAUGAAACAGCACUAAUUGGCCCAAUAUUUUUUUACAUUUGGCCACAAUUAAAUUCUGUGCAGAAUAUGAAGCCUGGUUUUUGACAUAUUUUUUCUUUAAGUAGUAUUUUUUUAACCCUUGCAUGUGUUUGACGGAUACAAAUCAUGUCAGAAGUUAGCAAUUGUUACAUGUAUGUCCUUAACAAUUACAGUCAUAUAGGGUUAGAUGAUAUGGCCUCAAAUCAAUAUCACAAUAUAUUGAGCAGUUCACCUCGAUAACAAUAAAUGGACGAUAACAACAAGCUCCUCACCCCCUCCCACAUCAACUUCAUCUACUUCAGCCGCUACAACUUUUGAACCGUCCUCCAUCUCCUCACCUGUCUUUCCCUCUUUGUUACGGACUGGAUGGGGUGGAGUCUCGUCUCUGACACAGGACAGUGUCUUAAAGGGACAUAAGACUAUAGCCUACCUACACACAUCCAAAACCAACUUUGAUUUAUUUAUUUUUUGACAACAAAUAUACUGACAUGGCAAAAUGACGUCCGUUAUUUUCGUACAUUUCAGUAUCUGAAAAUGUUUGGUUUAUCGCCCAGCCCUACUCUCAUACAUUUCUUUUUGUACGAAAAAAAUUCGAGGAAAAUUUCAUGACAUGUAGAUUUACUGUAGCUGCUUAUUUACGUUCUUCUAAUAAUGGUACACUAACAGUUAAAGGAUUACUAGCAUUUUAAUAUCAAAAGAGGUAGUUUUGUCUCACCCAUUCGUUCCAGCACACACACUUCCAUCAACCCUGCUGCUUUUCUGUGCAAAACUUUCUAAUGCCCUCUGUUUGUGAUGGCGCUGCUUUGAUGACUACGCUUUGGUGUGUGUCUUCUUGGCUGCUUCACAUUUUUUUGUGACCAAUUAGCCCUGCCUGUGACUUUGCUGCGACCGGAAACGGUGAAGAAGUUGUGCUGGAGUGUAAAUGAGUUGAACCAUUUCUUUUGCUCUUUUCAUGCUGCCUUACAUCGAAAGCAAGUGCUGCAGAAUUAAAUGUCUCUUGUAGCUCAUGAUGGUGCUGAGUUUGAGCUCCUGGAUGUCUCUUUAAAAUCCGAUCUCAGGCUCAGAACUAUCUUUAAGUUACAUCAACAAAAGGAAUGUACAAAAUGGUUAUGCAAAAUCCAAAGUUGUGCGUGGCCCAACAGCAUUCAAAGUGAGCAGGGAGAGCAAAGUUCAUCAUUCGAUAUAAACUCUGUCAGAGGGUAUUCAGUAUACAACAUUAUGUAAUUGGUUUCAGCAUACUAGAUCAUCCCUCAUCCUUUUGUCAACAGUGUUUAACAGCCUUUGCAGAACAGUGUUAAUGUACAACAGAGGCUACCAUGACAAAGCAUCUAACGGGACUGUGUGCUUGAGAUAAACUCAGCCAUAAAAGUGACAUUGACGGAAAAUAAAUCAGUAACACUAUCAACAAGUCUAAUGUACUCUCCCUUCAUGCAGUUUAUAUAAGGGCCACCACCAUGAAGCCUUGGGGCUACACUUUGUCAUGUUCCUCCCACACCUGUACAGCCAGUGUGACGCUGAGCAGGCCAGGAAGUGGUUACCUCUGGCUGAGUCCUUCCAGGUCAUGGGCACAUACGCCCAAACUGAGAUGGGUCACGGUCAGUCCUGGACUUAGCUCUUAAAUUAUUGACAUGGUUGUAGCAUCACGCCCUCAGACAGACCUUCAGUGUGCUCAUAUAGCAAACCCAAAUUGGGAUCUGUGUGUUUUAAACAUUGAGGUAAAUUAUAUUUUUGAAAGAAGAAAAAUUCCUGUUUCAGCAGGUUGGAAAAACUCUUGAUACCAGGAGUGGUUCUGGUGAUUCUUUGUGUGUGUUUGACAGAUCCAAAUCAUGUCUAUGUAGUUUAGGCUAACAGUAGGAGGAUGUAUGUCCUAACAGUAAUAUGUGUUUGUUCUAACAAAACAUGAUUUUAUAUAUAUACAUAUGAAUUAAGCAAGCACAACUUACAAUUUAGAGUAACACAAGUUAGUCGUAUCUCCUAAAAGUUCCAAAAUGUACUUAGCUUUAGGUCGCUGGUUCUGCUGCUUUUCUCCUCACAACUCUCCCAUGCCUUCUUGAACAGUACUCUGAUCAUGCUGCUUAUGUGUGUCAUCUUUAUUGCUUUCCAUCAAUUUGCAAAUGAUGAACUCUGUCUUUGGUCUGUCUGCUGGCAUCUCAUCCAAGCAGGAAUUUAAAUCAGCUUAUAACCAGACUUCAAUCUCUGAGCAUGUAAAGCGAGACUGUGCAGCAGAAAUGUGUGCCUCUGGUGGUCGCCUAUAAUGAGGCUGAAUUCCAGCUUGUAAUUGUCUCUUUGUAUUCUGAGAGGCUGAAGGGUCUGCAGUGAGGGGGAAUUUAGGCCAGGCCAGCUUUUGUCUGCUGUGUCUCUGUAAUAAAGCCAAGACGAUGGUAUCAUGAAUUUGUCUUUCACUUUAACAAAGCUACACUCUGAAAUGUUCAUUUUCGUCACCUGUGCUCUGGAUGACUUUGACUACUAGUCUGAACCAUCUCACAAAUUUCCACCUAGUCUUUUGAGGGCAAAUUUAAAUAGCCAAAAAUAACUAUAUCAUGCUAUAUGAGUACUGACUAACACUAAGAAACAUACAAUUUAAGGGGCUUAGCAGCUCUACUUUUCCUUAAUGUCUAAUUCAGCCCUCUAGAAAAGUUUUUCAUGGUGGGUUUUGAUGUGAACAUCUCCAGAAUAAAUCCAGGUUUUGAAGAAUGUGACGUUUACAUGGGUUGGUGACCACUGAGUUUUAAAAAAUAUAGGUAGCAGUAAAACCCUGGAUUGACCAGGCUACACUCUGAAAUAAAGAGCAGAAGACCCUUAACUGCAUACUGGCUGAGAAUAACACAACAUGUUUCUGAAAUAUUGAAACUGCGGCUUCUUGAAACAGAAUGAAGUGGAAUUUAAUAAUGAUUAAAUUUUUGGAUCAUGACUAUGAUUCCAAUGUGCAUGAUAUGUUUUAAUUUGACUGUAUCACUUUGUUUGUUUGCACAUACCCUCUCUUUACCCCCCAAAUGCUUCCUGUUGAUCCAAAAAAACUGUCCUCACCCAUCAUCAAAUUCCCUGUGCACCCUUCUCUUUGCCCUUUCUGCAUUACCACCUUUCUUCCUUUGCCCCUGUGCUGCGUGGUCCAGGUGUGUGCACCCGGACAGGCCGGAGCCCCUGGAUCUCCAUCUGGGAAUGUUCCUGCCCACACUGCUCAACCAGGCCACCCCUGAACAAAUGGACCGUUACUUCAUGCCCGCCUGGAACCUAGAGAUCAUCGGCACCUACGCUCAGACUGAGAUGGGCCACGGUAAAAUGAUCCAGAGUCCAAAGUAACGGGCCCGUUUAGGCCUGUCUGUAAUACAGACAGAAAGUCAGGGAUCAUUUGGAUUCUUUGAUAUCGUCACCAAAUCCCCAAACUGUGUUGCAAUGAGGACUUUAAAUUAUGAUUAUCACAAUCCAGGUUCUUUAGCACAAAUAAAAUGUUGAGCAUGAAUGUGAUGUUAUCAUAGGUCCUGUAAAUUAUGUGUGGGCUGGACUCCAUCAAUAAUUUCUAAAUGAUGUCCUCUGAUGUUUUUGAAGAGUCUGUGUCAUCUCAGCUCUCAUUAUUUUAUCAUCAUUGUACCUGAAACUCAUCAUUUCAGUCAAAACUACUCACAGGUUGUAAACAGGCAGGUUGUAAACAAAGCCCAAGUCAACUCUAUGGAUUAAAACAGUGGGAAAUGUGACCCAGGAAUCCAUGAUGAUAAACAAUUGUGUUCAACAAGCUUUAGAUAGGCAUCACAGAAUGAAUCACAUCCUUUUUGUUUCCCUUAUUUAAAGGCCUGUCUAACGGAAAGAAAUUUGGGCCAGAGUCUAAUCUCUGAAAACUUUCUAGUCUUACAGAAGCUGUACUCACUGUUAUGUUCGCUCUCAGACAACCAGUGUGAAUCAGAAACUCCUCUAGGACAAACCAGAUCCUGCUCUAUCUUUUCUUUUUUUUUAUGUAUUUCGGUCAAAUUCUUUGUUUCUAUUGUUUCCAAGUGUUUCAGUAUUAGUUUCAGAUCUGGUCUGGCUGUAGUCCAGUAUAACAUCAUGUCCUAUUCUGCCUCAAUUCAGCUUUAAAACAGAUGAAGAAACCCACCAUUGAUGUUCCCCUGUCGACCUGUUUUCUUUGUGAUUGAUGUUGGCUCAGUGUGAAUGAAAUUGUUUUAAAUUAUGACAUGUUUUUAGAUCUGUCAAACACCUACAAAGUGCAUGAAUUUGUCCUUCACCUACUGCAUUUUCAUUGGAAAAAGUUCAAAAAUUCAGAAGUUGACUGAGGGCUGAACAUUUGUUCUGUUACUGUCUGUCACUCUCAUUUAUUCUUGUCAUUGAUGUUUUGAGUUAUAUCAUGUAUGCUUCAUAAUUAAGAUGUUUUUAGACAUCCUUUUAAUAACUGAUCUUUUUUUUCCCAUCACUUGUAUUUUAAUGUUUAAUUUCUGGUUAGCAAUACUGAUUCUAAAACGUAGUAAUUUUUUCCUGUGUUUAUUUCCUCUGUGUGUUCUGUAUGUAUUUGUGUUUGGGCCUUGAUUCAUUGUUUCUGUGUAGGCACCCACCUCAGAGGGCUGGAGACCACAGCCACAUAUGACCCAGCCACACAGGAGUUCGUCCUGAACAGUCCCACAAUCAGCUCCAUCAAAUGGUGGCCAGGAGGACGUGAGUACAGUCACACUCAUUUUUGCUUCAUCCCAUAUUUUCCACAGGAUGUUGUUUCUUUCUCCAGUCUGAGUAAAACAACUAAAUAACUUUUCACCCACACUAGUUUUAACCGUCCAUCUCUUUUUCUUCUGCAGUUGGAAAGACCUCUAACCACGCCAUCGUUCUGGCCCAGCUGUACACUCAGGGAAAUUGCCACGGUCUGCACGCCUUCAUCGUACCGCUCCGUGACAUGAAAACACAUUUGCCCCUGCCAGGUAAACACCGCCCGUGAUGUCUGCCUUGAUUAUAUAUAUUGUCUUGUUAUGUAAUGUCCUCUUCUGUGUUUGAGAAGAGCUGGAUUAAAUGUACAGAAAUUAAUUAUUAUUGGUGAAAUAUUAAGUUUGUGACCGUGUAUAAAUGUUAUAAAUAUUUAAAGUUAAAAUAUCACUACAGGAACUGUUGAUAAAAGGGGUAGGAUUAAUUAAGUUUAAACUUCUUCGUACUCCUUUUCGCACAUAUAGAUCGGCUAAACAUGCAGAUUGUUGCCAGCAGUCUUUGUUUUCUUUUACUUAUGGUAUGCAUGUGUUUGUGUAUGGUUACCACCUAUAUUCUGUUUUCUUUAUUGCAUGUUCGAAAUAAAGCAUUCAUUCAUUCAUUCAUUCAUAAGGUGGAGUUGCAUCACAUGCACCAUCCUGUUUCUACCACUUUCAUCUCUCUUAAUUUACUUCUCACUCCUGCUUUCUCGCCCUCUCUCAGGAGUCGUGGUUGGAGAUAUCGGCCCAAAGUUCGGCUUUAACGAGGUUGACAAUGGCUAUCUGAAACUGGAGAACAUUCGGAUCCCACGAGAUAACAUGCUGAUGAAGUUCGCAAAGGUGAUGUAAUGCUUAUUAUUUUAUUAUUAAAAGUUAUUAUUAGAGUUGGUAAAACUCUGAGGAAUGAUGAUGUGAGUUUUUGGUUGGUUUUUCUCAAAAUGGAUUUUACUGAAGAAAGCAGACAAGACUGACAAUUUCUAUGUUGCAUAUUUUUUUUAUGUAUGGCACUGCAGUGAGGGGGCUGGUGUGAGAUGAUUUACAGUCUGUUCACUUUUUACACUGUUAAUAGUGCGAGAUACAUGGAACUGUCAAAGGGAAGCGUGACUAGAUGAAGAUCAGGACACUUUGCUUACACACGUCUAGGACAGCAAACUUCAGCUUUGAAGAAUCAGCUUUGACCACGCAGGCCUUCAAAGUCAACACAGAUAGAAACAUAUCUCACAGGAGCUUAAAGUAGCAAAGUAAAUUGCAGUUUAUUGGUUUUUACAUUUUUAUGCCUCUGCUCAUUAUGUCUUUAUCUCUCCACUAGGUGGCACCAGAUGGAACUUAUGCAAAGCCACCAAGCUCCAAGUUGACCUAUGGCACCAUGGUGUUCAUUCGCUCCAUGAUUGUAGGCGAGUCAUCUCGGGCUCUCUCAAAGGCCUGCACCAUCGCCAUCCGCUACAGCUCUGUCCGUCAUCAGUCUGAAAUACGGCCAGGGUCAGUAUGUGUAAAUGAAUGAUAGAUUAAUGAAUGAAUGAAUGAAUGAAUCUGGAACCACUUUACAUAAGUGUGCAUUUGUUUCCUCUGGUAAAUUUUUUUACUUUUUUAGGCUCUAAAUAAAAUGUGUAAUGAGUGAGUGAAAGUAGAAAACAUACAUAUCCGACACUUUUAACUUAAAUCCACAUCUGUGCCCUUAUCAGUGAGCCUGAGCCCCAGAUCCUGGACUACCAGACGCAGCAGUACAAGCUGUUCCCACUGCUGGCUACAGCCUAUGCCUUCCAUUUUGUCGGCCAGUACAUGAGGGAGACCUACCACCGAAUCACCGGAGACAUCAACGACGGAGAUUUCAGUGAACUACCUGAGGUACUGACGGGACGCUCUAUUGUAGGAUGUGAUAAAGACCAAAUAUUGAGUGGAUUGCAUAUUAAAUUUUAGUCUUUCCAGUUAAUUAAAGGGAGAUAAAUUGUUAUAAAAGCAGCUAGUUAGUCUGACAGUCUGUUUUGUUUCUCCUGUGUGUAGGACUAACCAGCUUGUAGGUUUGAUAAUGGGAUUACACUUUCACUAUAUCAAAUAAGAUCAUCAUUUCAACUGAUAAUAACACAUAAAUGAGUCAUCCACUGUGUUCAUUUCAAGCCUAGUUUUGAGUUUGAACUAAUCUUUGUGCCUCAUCUUUACAGCUCCAUGCCCUGUCUGCUGGUCUGAAGGCCUUCACAACAUGGGAAGCCAACUCUGCCAUCGAGGUUUGCCGGAUGUCAUGUGGUGGACACGGCUACUCCUGCAGCAGUGCCUUGCCAGACAUUUAUGUCCAGUUCACACCUACGUGCACCUACGAGGGAGAGAACACAGUCAUGAUGCUGCAGACUGCAAGGUAACUCAUUAAGUAAGAUUGGGGGAUCACAAAGGAAGGUCUCGUUAUCAGGAAUAAGUUCACAGUCUGCUCAGGUCUCCACCCUUUUAUGACACUAUCACAUGCCAGAACUGCAAAUGCUGUUUAAAGUUCGUGUUGUUGUUGUAAUAAACCUGGUUCUAUGAUCUCACUUUUCUUAAAGUUGCAGCACUAAAUUUUGAGAUGAGAUCUGCUGAAUGGACAUGCCCACCAUGCCAUAAAUGUCAGGGAUACACCUACCAAAGUGGUUAUUCCCUAUUUUAAUGUAUGGUUAAAUAUUAUAUUGAAAACAGACAUUUGAGAAAAUUAAUAUUCAGUUGGUUAACCCCCCCCCCCCUCAAGUUCUGUUUCCACUAGAUAGCCUGUGACAUAUGUUUAAUAAGAUAAAUACAUUUACAAUGAAAUGAGCACACAGCUCCAUAACCUUCAUGUUUGGACUGAUAUCAUAUCAUAUUUUUCUCUUCCUCCUUCUCUCCCUCAGUACAGCAUGUUGGCAUUGAUUUGCUCUGGCAGUGAUCAAGUAUAUAAAUAAUUUUAAGACUUAUGAAUCGAUAUUCAAACAGUAAGAAUAAUGUGAUUCUCCAAACAGCCUUUUUGGCCAAUUUUAACAGCCCUAACACUCGCUCUCUUCUCACAACUAAAACAGACUCAGGGUACAUUUCCUUUCACGAAAUGGAAACUGUGACGGCUGCUCUUCACUUCACAAACUGUCAUCUAUUUAAUAAGAAUAAGAAUAACUUAAUUUAUUCCUGAAGGGGAAUUCAAUAAUUCAAAAAUUCAAUAAUCUCUUUCCGUGUGAUAGCUUCUUUGUAUCAGAGCUGGAUUGUUUACCGAGGAAGGAUGAGUUGAUCAAUCUGAACAUGAAUAGUCUGAGGUUUGAAAACAACAGGAUGAACUAAUGAGAAUGAAUUAAAUCUCAGAUGAAGGUGGUAAAAGUGAUUAAAAAUUUGCUCUGUAUGCACACACACACACACACUCAAAAAGAAAAAAAAGAACAUUUCGCAUUGAUGCUAAACAAUCACACAAGACGGAGAUACUUUCCAGCUUAUCAACCACAUACAUCUGCAUAAUGAUCCCUCACCAAUGUACCAUCUUUGCUUCUGUUAAUACAGAUACUUGGUGAAGAGCUACAGGCAGGCGAAGGCAGGCCAGCAGCUGAGCGGCAUCGUGUCCUACCUGAACGAAGCACAACAUCGCAGGGUUCAGCCACAGCCCGUUGCUGCCAGACCAACUGUGGUGGACAUUAAUGACCUGGCCAGCCUGGUGGAGGUCUACAAACUACGAGCUGCCAUGUAAGCAGGGUAGAAACUGUUUCGUGUCUGUCCUUGCUGUUGGAUCUGAUAGACGACCUCUCAGACACUCUUAAUAACUGUAAAGGAGUUAACCUUGUUUUUUCAUGCAGUUAUACACUGCUUUGAAACCACAUGUUUGUGCAUGUGUGGUAAAUCUGGUCUCCUCUGCUUACAGUUUCUGCAUUUGUCCAUUUUACUCCCUGACAUAACAUCCAGCACCUAGUCUAAUAACUGCAUUUAUCCUUCUUAGUCAGAGUGAAAUCAAUUUUAUUAUUCAGAGCCAGCUAUGUAAUGAGCAUGACCGCUGAGCAGCUGAGCCACCGUGGCUGAGAGUGAAAAAUGUGACCAGCCAGUCCUAACGCUGAUUAAGGGAUAAAAGGGGAAAGGACAUUUGUGUGUGUGUGUGUUUUUUUUAAGUAUUCCUCAAACAUUUUACUCUUACAAAAGAAUGUUGACUUGACUUAUUGGUGCGUGUGUUUCUAGUCUGGUAGAUCUGGCAGCUAAGAGCAUUCAGCAGGAGCUGCAGCGAAGGAAGAGCCAGGAGGACGCCUGGAACAACAGUGCCAUCGACUUGGUCAGAGCCUCAGAUGUAAGUUUAAUCAGUUAGUGUGUUUUGUUUUGUGUAUCAAGACAAUGUUAAAUCAAUACAGGGUUUAAAGUCCACUUCAUAUUUCACUAUAUUAUACUUGUAUUCUCUUUUAAAGUCCCCUCUUGCCCGUCUGUACUCUGAGUGUUUUGCAUUGUUAACGUGUCUUUGUGUUUUUGUAUCUCCAGGCCCACUGCCACUAUGUCGUCGUGAAGCUCUUUGCUGACAAGCUACGUGAUAUCAGUGACACAGCUGUGCAUUCAGUGAUGUCCACCCUGGCUCUGCUCUACGCCCUGCACGGCAUCACAAAGAACUCUGGAGACUUCCUACAGGUCAGGAGAAGCUAUUUGAUCUAUUACUGGAGCUGCUAUCGGCACAUUUUAUAAAAAAAUUAUCCAGUUAUUUGAACACUGUUUUGGUCUACUGUCAUACAGAUGCUUCAUUGUUCAUGAGCUAACUUUAUUUGCUCUCUAUAUAUAAAAUGUGUUUUUCUGGUGUCUUCUGUGCCCUUUAAGCCAAUAAUGAAAAUCAAAUUAUGACUAAUCUAUUGACCUUUUGAAUUCUUUGCUGUAAAUGUCAGAAAAUGUUUUUUCUUCUUCAUGGUAAGCCCUUUUUGAUUAACCCCUUCAUGUCUUUUGUUUCAGGCUGGACUGCUGAAUGUGCCCCAGGUGCUGCAGACUUCAGUUCGUAUCAAGGAGCUGUUGUCUCAGCUGAGGCCGAACGCCGUGGCUCUAGUGGACGCCUUCGACCACAAUGACAAAAAGCUGAAUUCAGUCCUGGGGCGAUACGAUGGGAACGUCUAUGAGAACAUGUUUGAGUGGGCUCGUCGCUCACCCCUGAACGCCACAGAGGUCAGUCUUAGUCAGAGAUGAAAUUUCUAGGAAGGUGAAACCAUUUGUACUGAUGAAACGAUAUCAAGCUGAGGAAAUUGUGUCAGUUAUGGUGGCUCACAAAUGAACAGAAACCAACUUCAUUAUUAGUUCAGUGUUCAUGACUGAAAGCGUCAGAAUGCUAAAUGUGGCACCACUCUUGUUUAAUAUCAAAUCCUCACAAAUUCUCCACCUUUCCUUCUUUCACAGGUCCAUGAAUCCUUCUACAAGUACCUGAAGCCUCUGCGCUCAAAACUGUGAGCUGACCAUUGCUCCCUUGAUUCCUGGCUGCGACCCUUCAACUCUGCUAAUAUAGACCCCGCCUUGGCAGUGCUUUACUGCCAUCCCCAUGGUGGUCAGCAUUAACCACCAGCUUGAAGGAAUUCAGUCUUCCCUACAUAACUCACUCUCUUAAUGUGAUCAAAUUGACACAAUCAAACCCACAAUCAGCCUCUCUUCAGUCCUAAGUGUACUGAGAUAUUUGUCAGUUUAGUCCUUUUUGGGCUAUUGAGGCAGAAUAUUGCACUAGGCACAAACUAAAAAAGGCAGUACAGGGGGAAUCUGAGUAAAAUCAGUAGGGUAAAUUAGUAGUUAUGAGAAAAUUAAAACAGCUCAGAUCUAAAUUGCAGAAUUUUUUAAUUCAUAUUUGUAAUCAAUUGUGCCACUAUUCAUUUUACCCAGUCUUUUCUUCAUGCUGCUGCUUUCUGUGUAAGCCAGUAAAGACUGAAAUGCCUUUCUAUUUUUCCUAACAAGUACAGAAUGUAACUCUGAAAGUUACAUAAUGUUGGAGUAUUUUAUUGUGGAAACAGACCAACCGCUAUAUUUAGUUUCCCCUGACUACAAGGACCAACAUGUUAUCUAAAAAGACACUGUGCUGUUUGUUGUAACAUUAAUCAGAGAGACAUUCAUUUUACUGAUAAUUGAUGCUAGCACAAAGAAGGUAAAGUUGCACAUUGCUGUUGCACCACAUCUUUUUUCACAAGUGUGUGAAAACCCCCCUCAUCUUCCUAUAUAGAUGAGAUAAGCUGUAAUGUCACUGAAUUUAUCAACAACUUAGGUGUGACUUGCAGCAGAUCAAAAGCCUCAUGACUAAGUAGUGAUCAGCAGAAACAUCAAGAGGAAAUAUAUCUGUAAAAUACAUCUGUUCAUACAGUCUGUAAAACCUCUGCAUGCUUAUCAAGUUCAACAUCUUUGGGGCAGAGAACUCUGUUUACUUAGACUUGAACAAGUUUUACUUUGUACUGAAUGGUACUAAACAGCCUUUAAUUCAUACCUUACUCAAAAUGUAUUUUGCCUUUUUUAUUUGCUAGUAUUUUAUUUAGUAUCCAAUACUCUCUGUAAGUUAGAAGGCUCUUAUAUUUGAGUAGUUUUUUCUUUGUUGAGAGAACAGUGACUGUGUCCGACUCGGAGGCCAAGGGCCGUAAUGCCAAAAAGUUUAACUAGAUAGAAAGAAACUACAAUAGAUUAGUUGAAGCAACUCAACGGGAAAGUAAUACAACCAGAAUUUAUCCCACUAUCUGACACAUCUUUUCCUACGUCAUGAAUAACAAUGUCAUACUCAUCAUCGACUCCAUAAAUACAGCAACCUUUUUUAAUCUGUACGAUUGAAUGUGAAAAGGAAAGAUUAUUGGAUAAUCUGUGUCUUUAUGAUAUUGAAUGUGUUUGCUGGAUGGGAGGACUUUUUGUGUACAAUGGUAAAGAAAAUCAAAAGCACUUUUUAAGAAUGGCUAGUUUCAUUUUUACAAUAAUGGAGUAUGACAUGACGCCACAUAUGCACUGUACAUGUGAGUUAGUAUUCUCCCUCCCUGCAGCGUGGCGUAAAUGUAUUAAGUGAAGGGUCAAAACCUCAGCUAACUCCUUCAAAUACCCUUUUCCUCUUUCAGUCAAACACAUUUCAAACUACAACACAAUGAUAAACCGAUUGCUAGUAUGCUCUUAAAAUUAAAAAACAGCUUACAGAUAAUUAAAUGCAAACUGGAAUAAGUUGUUCUACAGUAUUGCUUUUUUGUUUUUAUUUUUAAUAAAUCUCCGAUGAAUUGACUUAUGAAGCAGUGAUGUACACUAUUUAAUAGAAAUGUUAUAUUUUUAUGACAGCGCAACCCAAUUGACAUAAAUGAAAGGUGAUGAGAAAUAAAAGAUGAUAAGAGAUGUUGUGAAAGUAAUAACUGUACACUGAAAGGCGGGCUUUGAGCUAAAGCCUCACUGUGAAGUGUCAAGAUGAUUGUGGGGUGAAUAUGUGCCUAACAAUGUCUUCAUUUCUUUAUUUAAACCAAUCAAGGAUAUCAUUUCACAAUGCUCGUAACUUUUCUGUGUUUGUAUGACUUUAAAACUGUUGAUUUCUGUAAUAAGCUUGCAAUAUUAAAUGACUUAGCUGUAUAACAACUGUGGAACAUUUUCUUGAUGUACAUGAUUGAAAAAUGUUGAUUUCUAACAUGAUUUUAACUGCUGUUAAACCAUAUUACCUGUAAGUUCAAUGAAUAAAAUGUUGAUAAUGAUUAUUGUGCA